Chionomys nivalis (European snow vole) is the source of this 2311-nucleotide messenger RNA. RefSeq names its product solute carrier family 22 member 8 (gene Slc22a8). Gene Ontology annotation, biological process: transmembrane transport. Gene Ontology annotation, molecular function: transmembrane transporter activity. Bases 298 to 1920 code for a protein of 540 amino acids. Lineage: Eukaryota; Metazoa; Chordata; Mammalia; Rodentia; Cricetidae. Gene Ontology annotation, cellular component: membrane. The record is from RefSeq and is a predicted model, not a curated record. The transcript is spliced from 12 exons.
CUUCCUAAAACAACCUCUUGGAGGCCUUGGAGUAUAAUUUAAUCUUCCUUUGAUGACUCUAGAUCUCACCCUGCCUCAGGCCACUCGGAGAACAUCAAUAAUUGCUGAGUCCAGGUGGAGACAGCUUAUGCCUUAUAUAAGGCCCCCGGGGGAGACACAAACAGCCUGUCAGAGCUGAGCUGCCCCACCACAGCAGCUGCCGGACCCUAGGACAGAGCACGGGCCACCACCACAUCCACCUCCAGCCCCACUGGAUCCAGCCCCAGCCACCAGUUUUGGUUCAUCUUGCCUGGUGCCAUGACCUUCUCGGAGAUUCUGGAUCGUGUUGGAAGCAUGGGUCCCUCCCAGUACCUGCUUGUGACCUUGCUGGCCCUCCCAGUCCUCGGAAUAGCCAACCACAACUUGCUACAGAUCUUCACAGCCACCACCCCUGCCCACUACUGUCGCCCACCUCCCAACGCCUCCAUGGGACCCUGGGUGCUCCCUUUGGGUCCAAAUGGGAAGCCUGAGAAGUGUCUCCGUUUCGUGCACCUGCCCAAUGGCAGUCUUCCCAAUGACACCCAGGGGGCCACCGAGCCAUGCCUGAAUGGCUGGAUCUACAACAGCACCAGAGACACCAUUGUGACAGAGUGGGACUUGGUAUGCAGCUCCAACAAACUGAAGGAGAUGGCCCAGUCGAUCUUCAUGGCAGGCAUACUGAUUGGCGGGCCCGUGUUUGGAGAACUGUCAGACAGGUUUGGCCGCAAGCCCAUCCUGACCUGGAGCUACCUAAUGCUGGCAGUCAGUGGCUCAGGCGCUGCCUUCAGCCCCAGCCUCCCCAUCUAUACAAUCUUCCGAUUCCUGUGCGGCUGCAGCAUCUCGGGCAUUUCUCUGAGCACCGUUAUCUUGAAUGUGGAAUGGGUACCCACCUCAGUGCGGGCCAUCUCAUCAACAUCAAUUGGGUACUGCUACACCAUUGGCCAGUUCGUUCUGUCCGGCCUGGCCUAUGUCAUUCCUCAGUGGCGCUGGCUACAGUUAGCUGUGUCUGUUCCCUUCUUCAUCUUCUCCCUGUUAUCCUGGUGGGUACCAGAGUCCAUUCGCUGGCUGGUUCUAUCUGGAAAGUUCUCAAAGGCCCUGAAGACACUCCAACGGGUGGCUACCUUCAAUGGCAAGAAGGAGGAGGGGAGAAAGCUCACCAUAGAGGAGCUGAAGUUCAGCCUGCAGAAGGACAUCGCCGCAACCAAGGUCAAAUACGGCUUAUCUGACUUGUUCCGGGUAUCCAUCCUGCGCCGUGUGACCUUUUGUCUCUCCCUGACCUGGUUUUCUACUGGUUUUGCCUACUACAGUUUGGCUAUGGGGGUAGAAGAAUUUGGAGUCAACAUCUACAUACUCCAGCUCAUCUUUGGUGCGGUUGACAUCCCAGCCAAGUUCAUCACAAUCCUCUCCAUAAGUUAUCUGGGCCGGCGCAUCACCCAGGGCUUCCUCCUGCUCCUGGCUGGAGGGGCCAUCUUGGCACUCAUUUUUGUGUCUCCAGAAAUGACGCUCAUGAGGACAGCACUGGCUGUAUUUGGGAAAGGAUGCCUGUCUGGCUCCUUCAGCUGCCUCUUCCUCUACACAAGUGAACUCUACCCCACAGUCCUCAGGCAAACAGGUAUGGGUAUUAGUAACGUGUGGGCUCGAGUGGGAAGUAUGAUAGCCCCGCUGGUGAAAAUCACGGGUGAGGUCCAGCCCUACAUCCCUAAUGUCAUCUUUGGGACCACGGCUCUCCUGGGAGGCAGCGCUGCCUUCUUCCUGCUUGAGACCCUCAACCGGCCCUUGCCAGAGACUAUUGAGGACAUACAAAACUGGCACAAGCAUGCCAAGAAAACAAAGCAGGAAUCCGAAGCAGAAAAGGCAUCCCAGACCAUUCCUCUGAAGACUGGUGGAUCAGACCCCAGCUGAGAACAACAGAAUCUGCUUGUCUGCCCUCCAGAGACUGAUCCCAAGCAGGACCCUUCCAGGGCUCCUCAAGCACCUUGGGGACGCGGGGAGACCCUGGGUAGGCCCAUGCUCUUAGAGCAAAGACUUCUGAGAGUUCAGAAAAGGUAUCCUCACCUCACCACCUCCACCAUGGCCCACAACCCAGACCUCACCUGUUCAAAGCUCUGGCCACAAGGCUUCCAAUACUCACCUCCACACUCAUCCUCCCUGCAACCCAGGCCCUGUCAUUCUUUUAUCUACCCUCUCUGUAGUGGCCACUUUCCUCCAUUGUCCCAUCUUCACCUCCAUUUCCCUUGAGAUUUCCUAGCAGUUCUUUCCUUCCCCAAAUUCUUUCCUUAGUGGAAAAUUUCAA